Messenger RNA from Moneuplotes crassus, 718 nucleotides. NCBI's taxonomy places the organism in Eukaryota, Ciliophora, Spirotrichea, Euplotida, Euplotidae. The record is from the annotation of a GenBank genome assembly.
AUGGCAAAGAAUUUUGUUUUCCCAAAGAUUACUCCUUAUGUUCCUGGAGAUAAUGACGAUGAUAGCCAGAUCAUCAGUGACUCCGAGAAUGAAAUUGUGGGGCAAUUUGAUACCUCCCUUCUUAAUCAAGAUUUAGAAGUAUCUGAGGCAAGGUUCUUGCCAAAUGAGCUCGCUAUGAUAAAAUAAAGAAUUUGAUAAGCUCUCAAAGGAUCAAGUAAUUGGGAAACAGAAAUUAUUCAAGUUCUUAAGAAUUACAGACAUAAGUGAAACUUUCCUUACAGAUCAAUUGUUUUAUGUAAUGAAGAAUUCUCCAGAGCUAAACUCUCCAAUAGAUUGGCAAAAGUUUAUUAGCUUCCUCUCAAUAUUUCUUAAAGGAAGUGAAGAGGAAAAACUUAAGCUAAUUUUUCUCUUCUUCGAUAGAUCUCGAAAAUACACAAUAACCAAAGAGGAAAUGCAAGUUGUCAUCUCAAGCACCAUAUUAAGCAUGAUGAGCAUCCCAUAUGAGGAUAGAUCUAUUGAAUCAGUGAGAAAUAAUCUUCUCACCCAAAACGAAUCUACUAUCGAUGCAGCCCUAAAUAUUGUCGUUGAUGAAAUAUUCUCAAAGUAUAGCUCAUCAGGCGAUGAGCUAACCUUUGAUGAAUGGUGAAACUGGUUCAAGGAGAUGGAUGGAGUCAGUGAAAUAUUAAAUUACAGAACUAUGACUCUUAUCGAUGGAUAA